AUAUGGUCAUUUCGGCCGGAGCGGAGAACCGGCUAAGAAGUCGUCAUUUCAAAUCAAGCUCAUGCUAAUAAGGCUAUAAAUGAAGGCUUCUCGUCUUAUUUGAAUUCGAGUUCAAAAGCUAUGGUAAUUCAUAUCUGACCGAUAAAACAAUGGCGCCUCUAGGAAUAGCAAUUAUUGGUGGUGGCAUCUUCGUUAAAGAGCAGCAUAUGCCCGCUGCUCUUGCCUCCCCCCUGCUUUCGAUUAAGGCUAUCUGGUCCCGGUCUCGUAAGAGCGCAGAAGAAGCCUCACGGCUUGUCUCUGGUGAUGCUACUUCCUCGGUGGAUCUAUACUCAGCAGAUUCUGGAGAUGGCAAGUCUUACGAAGACCUCCUUAAGCGCGACGACAUAGCCGGAGUUAUAAUUGCUCUUCCAAUCCUGGAUCAGCCCGCAUAUAUUGAAAAGGCCCUGGCGGCUGGAAAGCAUGUCUUGGCGGAGAAACCGAUAGCCAAGGAUCUUGAGACCGCUAAUAAGCUGAUCGCAUACUCGAAAGAGAUUUCAGCCGAGACCAAGGCGUCCUUAGCCAUAGCAGAAAACUUCCGGUUCCAACCAGGCUGGGCCUACGGUGCCGAGGAGGUUAAGAAGCUCGGCAAGGUUACGGGCUUUGUGGUGAGGCUGCAGUCUAUGAUGGAGGCAACCAACAAGUACUACCUCACACCGUGGCGGACAACGCCGCAGCACCAGGGCGGGUUCCUUUUAGACGGAGGCGUGCACUUCACAGCUGGCUUGAGGAAACUCCUAGGCGCAGAAAACGCCGUUGACACCUUGGUGGCCCAAACCGCCUUAGUUUCAAGCCAUCUGCCUCCAGUAGACUCCAUCAAUGCGAUCUUGAAAACGAAGUCAGGUGUAGUAGGCUCGUAUAUCACAUCUGUGGGAACGACUAUGGAUGCAUUCGAAUACCACAUCGCCUGCGAGCAAGGUGUUGUUAAGGCCGAGGGAGCCAAGGUAGUUACGGUCCGAGGAGUUGGGAAAAAUGCCGUGGCGGAGGAAAAGGUGUUCGAGAAGACUAGUGGGGUCAAGGAGGAGGUUCAUGCUUGGGCUGAGUCUAUCGUGUCGGGAGUACCAAACCCUAAUCAGACUCCUGAACAGGCACUCGCAGAUCUAGAACUAAUCGAGAAGAUGCUGUCGAGCGGCGAGCAGGAUGGGGCGCGUCAGAAGCUGGAGUAUCAGGGCUUCGUAUAGGGGACAUUCUAUAACUUGCUGGAACCGGGCCCUACAAGUAGUUUCGCGAGUCCCUCCCGUAAUUGAGAAUUCAUCCCGUUGACAUUAGGUCGUUGUGUUGAGCGGUCUACGAAGACUUGAACGUAUUCGCCCACAGCCUUGACUUGUUCAACGCCUUUCUCGAACAGUGCAAUUUCAUAGACGACACUAGAUUUCCCUAGUUUAUUGACCCGAAGACAGAGUUCUGCAACCUUGGGGUAUGAUAUAGGGGAAAGAUAAUUGCAACGCGUUUGAGCCAUUAGGGGAUGUUGCGCCGAGGUUGGUGGAUGGAGAGCACAAUGAUCAAUUAAGUAAGAAUUAAUCACAGAAUCAAAG
Molecule: messenger RNA, 1571 nt
Organism: Daldinia vernicosa
Lineage: Eukaryota; Fungi; Ascomycota; Sordariomycetes; Xylariales; Hypoxylaceae
Product: NAD(P)-binding protein
Exons: 2
Coding region: 150-1217 (355 amino acids)
Biological process (GO): NADPH regeneration
Cellular component (GO): cytoplasm
Molecular function (GO): nucleotide binding; oxidoreductase activity
Source: RefSeq, a predicted model, not a curated record